AUGUAUAACGUUAUGCUGCUGGUAUUGCUAGUAUUUUUUGCACUAGCAUUAGAAGAAUCCAAUUUGAUCGAUAACUUUCAUUUACCAGAAGAGCAUAUUCAAUAUUGGGUAAAUCGUGAUAAUGCGAUGCGUAAUUUGUGCUUCAAAAAUAAAAUUUGCCAUUUAAAGUAUGGAAUAAACAACAAAAAUUGUUGGGGUUAUGAGCCGAAUUGUGAUCCGGCAGACAGUUAUUCGGUGCGAAAAGCAAAAUGUACGAAGGCAAGCAGUUGGGGUAGGAGCAGCAUCGAAUCACAAUUAGAAAUUUUUCAAAAACAAGGUGAUUUUCCGAAAUUAGCGGAAAUAUUUUACAGUAUCGAACCGAUCUGCAUUUCAGAUCAUACAGAAGGUAGUUUUCUCGAAUGUUCCAAUCAUUUGAGAUUCUGUCGGGCAAGGAAUAUUUUCUUCGAUUUCAAAAAUUUAAAUUCAAAAACUUCGAAGAGAUAUCGAAAUGAUGUGAUCCGGAAAGGACAAGUUGGUGGAAACUGUGACUCAAUAUUUAACGAAAAAUUACUGCACAGUAGAAUGGAUGAAAAAAGUUAUUUGCAAAGUUGGGCUCAUGAAUUAGAGCAUUUUGUAUCAUAUCCUGAUUUUCGAAUUUCGGAACAUCAUUGUGAUGUAAUCUUCGACAAGCCAACAGUGCUGAUCAAAUUGGAUGCAUCAGUAAAUAUGUAUCAUCAUUUCUGUGAUUUUAUCAAUCUGUAUGCAAGCCAGCAUAUUAAUGGUUCAAUUAAUAUGGACAUCGAUAUUCUAUGGUGGGAUACGUGGUCUGGAGGUUUCGUAGAUCCCACAUUUGGAGCUACUUGGCAUGCUUUUACGGUGAACACACCUCAUGAAUUAAUUGAUUUGGACGGAAAAAUGGUCUGUUUCCGGAAUGCCGUAUUUUCGAUGCUUGCCCGACAGAGGUUCGAGUAUCUCGAUGGUAAAAAAUUUUGUGAGGACAAUGGGGUUGAGCGAUAG
Molecule: messenger RNA, 996 nt
Organism: Cercopithifilaria johnstoni
Lineage: Eukaryota; Metazoa; Nematoda; Chromadorea; Rhabditida; Onchocercidae
Source: the annotation of a GenBank genome assembly